Molecule: messenger RNA, 1850 nt
Organism: Funneliformis caledonium
Lineage: Eukaryota; Fungi; Glomeromycota; Glomeromycetes; Glomerales; Glomeraceae
Source: the annotation of a GenBank genome assembly
UGAAUCUUGUAUUUUGUAUUAUUCGUAUUGCUCGUACCAUGGAGCUUCCAUCACUCUCAUCCUUGAACAAAGAAAAGUUCCUUGGUCAUUCCGGUAAUCAAUCUAUUCUUAUUUUAAGGAUUUUUUUAAACUUCAGCCGGCCCCUUAUUGUCAUCUUCCCACCCUUUUCAAAAACUUGGGAUAAUUUGCAAAGCGUAUGGUGCAAACGCUUCCUAGAAGAGAUUGCACAUUUGGGAACUAACGUGAACGAGAAGAGUACGGGUAAAAACAACCUCAGUCCAAGUUGCGGUAUAUGUGUGGACAGCUCUCGACGGGUAAAUCCUGAACAGAGUACGGGUAAUAACAACCUCAGUCCAAGUUGCGGUAUAUGUGUGGACAGCUCUCGACGGGUAAAUCCUGAACAGAGUACGGGUAAUAACAACCUCAGUCCAAGUUGCGGUAUAUGUGUGGACAGCUCUCGACGGGUAAAUCCUGAACAGAGUACGGGUAAAAACAACCUCAGUCCAAGUUGCGGUAUACCGUAUAUAUGUGUGGACAGCUCUCGACGGUAUUUUUCUUGGCAGAUUAAACGUGAAUUUAGAGAUAUAGAGUACUUUCGGAUGUUUUGGUCAUCAAUAAUCCUUCAUCGGAAGAAUAAAAUAAGAGAUAUGGAAAAUGAAAUAACUAAGGAAGAGAGCAAUGAGAAUAUUAGAAAUUUUAUUGAACAUUUUGAAUCUUCAUACAAAGGACUUGAUGAAGAAAAAAAGUGGAUACUGGGAUCCGGAAACAAGGUUGAAGACAUCAUCUACAAAUAUGGAUCAACGCUUAAACAUGAAAAUUUGGUGCAUUCAUUUGUUUUAGACACUGAUGAUAAAAAUAUUCGUGACCUCUUCUCUGCAAAUGAAUGGAACGAGAUUCUCGAGAAUAAUUCUAAAAAAUCGCCAAAAAUCGAGUCUGAUCUUCUAUAUUACAUAACGCGGUACAGAAAGGCACGUAUUUCGAAAAAAACGAAUGUAAAAGAUCUUCGAGAAGCCGUCAGCAAACUGUGUAAGAAAACUGAUAAUGAUGUGGAAGAGCAGUUCGACUAUAUAUGGAUCAGGAACUGCAUAAGUAAUUUGUUGACUCUAUAUGAAAUAAAACCGCGUGUUUUUGAGAAAUCGCAUCUUGAGCGGUGGUAUGACACAAACAUCUGGUCAUCAAUUAUCGAUCAAUGUAUGUGGAACUUGAAGGACGUGGAACUCAUCAGGGGAGAGUCUUGUUCUAUCGCUAGUAGUGAGCGCAAAGCAAAAAAUAGAAUUUUACAAGUACGUAAACCACUCGGUCGCCGUGGUGAUGGAGUGUUCCGCAUGGAAAAAGGUCUUUGUGAAUACGGUGCUGCGGAACAUGGUCGUCUUUUUCAGGGUGAAAAGGAUAAGAAAUUUAUGUCAGAUGGUUUCAAGUUGACUAGAAUGCUACGAGACAUGUUGGGAAGAUUUUCAGCAGAGUUAAGUACAGAAGUAUUGAAGCAGAUCGAGAUGGUUGGAUAUUUGCAUUCAGAGAGAAUGUUGCAAAUAUUCGUCCUUGACUAUGCAGAAGGGUAUAUGAUACGUCUUCGAAAAGGAGCCCUAUUAGAAGUUCCCAAGGAACCGGUGAAUAUUGACAAUCUGUUGAAGCUGAUAACGGCUGUGUUAUCAAGCAAGCUACGAAUUUCUCGCACAAUUUCCCUGUUGCAAACUCCUGAACAAUCAAAUGAUCUCGAAUUUACUAAAGAGUUGUCAACUGCUGACCAAAUUGAACGCGUUUGCUCCAAUAAUCAAAUCUUAGAUUUACCAGAUCCGCCUUCAUCUCCACCCUCGCGAAACAAAUCUUUAUUAUAUUUAAUGGGUGCUUAG